Messenger RNA from Delphinapterus leucas (beluga whale), 1993 nucleotides. Lineage: Eukaryota; Metazoa; Chordata; Mammalia; Artiodactyla; Monodontidae. The record is from RefSeq and is a predicted model, not a curated record.
AGAACAGGAAGAAGGGCAAAACACAAGAAGGGGAAAAUGAACUUGGUAGGGAGACAGGGAAUAAUAGUAGUACGGGCAACAGUGGCCAGUUGAGCUAUUUGUGCCUUAAAUAAACUUUCCCUCUCUGUGGCAUUUCAAAAGCAGGCAAGGAACAUUGUCCCACUGAAAGGGAAAAUUUUAUUUAAUCAUAUCCUCCCACGUCAACCCUGAGAAGUCAUUUAUCUUAGAUAUGUUUCAUUCAUUCAUUUAUUCAUUCGAUUUCACUUUAAACAGUGCUAUUCAUCAUGUGGUUCGGAAACCAGUGUCCAAGUGAAAGAGCUGGCACCAGCAAAUAUCCAGGUUCUAGAGGAGAUGUUUGUCCAAGACAGAAAGUUAUAUUAUUUUUCAGUAGUAAUGAUAGCUAACAUUUACAUGGCACCAAUCUCCACUGAAAGUGCUUGAAUGGUAUUAACUCAUUUAACCUCCCAACAAACCUAUGAGAGACACGUUGUCGACCCUGAUCUACAACGCCAGACCCAGAGAUUUCGAUUCACUGAAUGCUGAAUUACUAUUGAAUAUUCAAAACACCUGAAGGCCAGACUUCAAUCAUUCCAUUCAGGAGCUCCUAGGGGGGCAGUUAGAGGCUGAAGGAUAAAAUGUGAACUCACCCUAUGUCUGAGGCUGGGGAAAGCCCAUAGCGACUCAUCGCCACAAUCCGGAUCUGUCUGAUGCUACUGCCAAGCAUAAACAGGGCGGCUGAGCACGCAGGGUGAAGUCACCUCACCGCAUAUACAGCUAAGACAUUCAGACAGUGACCAUGAUGGCUACUAGAGAAGAUAGUUUUCCGACUCUGCUGCUCUUGGCUCCUUGACAAAAGCAGAGAAGAAGUCAUAAUCCCUGAUCCGAGAUCUGUGAACAGCCUCUUCAAACUGCAGGGGUCACAAAGCCUUUAGAGAAUGUCCUCCCUGUCCUGUUUGGUUUGGUUGUUAAGCCCUAAUCCCUGUGGUCCACUAUGCAAAUGAAAACUCCCUGAAUCAGUCUGCGGGUGACUCACCAACCCCUUUUAAGCCACGUUGGGUCCAAGGCAGUGUCUUCUUGGGGUAGAAGCCAUGGCUCACAGACUCUGCUUCUCCUACUGGCUACUGGUCUGCUGGUUGGUGGUAACUGUGGCAGAAGGACAGGAAGAGGUAUUCACCCCUCCUGGAGACUCACAAAAUAAUGCAGAGCCUACAGACUGCCAGAUCUUUACACUUACCCCUCCUCCCACCACAAGGAACCCAGUGACGAGGAUCCAGCCCAUCACCAGGACACCCAGAUGUCCCUUCCAUUUUUUCCCACCACAAAGGCCCAGAGUCCACAUUAGGCUCCCAUACAGACCUUUCCUCCCUCCGAUGUGCUACCACCAUUUUCAGUUCCAUCCAUUUUUUCGGCCGCACAGUCGCCUUCCUCCUUAUUAUUAUUUCCCCAGAAGAAGACUCUGGAGAGGAAGCUCCUCUGAGGAAAGCAGAGAAAAGAGAGAAGCCCCAAACGUGCUGAAGUAAAAGAAGCCAAGGCCUCAGGAAAGACUAGAAAAAGAUUUCUGUUUUCAGUGACUACACUAAAACUAUUGGACUGGAAAAUUAAGCAUCUUAAACUCCACCGACUAGAAAUUGUUCUCCUUGUCAGCAGUGAACAUAUUGGUUUAUAGGUUAUUCAUGUUUGCAAAAUACAAGCAAUAACUACAUUAUUCUUACCUCUUAGUUUUUAUGAUCACAGGAUACUUACGCAAGAAAAGUUCUAAAAUAGGUUGUUCCAAUAAUACCUAUCAUACUGCAAUACCAGAAGAAUCAGCUCCAUCUUCUAAAUUACAGUGAAGAGCAUUUAAAUAAGUUGAGAUUGUUAUAAACCAAAUGGAGACAUUAAUGACCCCUUUUAUACUCACUGGAAAACUUACAAAGCAAGGCGCAUUUACAAAGUGAACUUUAAAAGAAAUUAUAAAAAACUGAGGGGUUUCCCUGGUGGCGCAGUGGUUGAG